UCUUCCUUAUGUGCCCUCCCUGAAUAUGGCAUUUUGAAAGCCCAGUGUUGCCCAGGGGCCAUCUCCUUUGGGUUUAUGAGAGACCUGCAUUCUCCCUGGCUCAGUUCUCUCAGGCUCUCCAGAGCUCAGGACCUCUGAGAAGAAUGGAGCCCUCCUGGCUUCAGGAACUCAUGGCACACCCCUUCUUGCUGCUGAUCCUCCUCUGCAUGUCUCUGCUGCUGUUUCAGGUAAUCAGGUUGUACCAGAGGAAGAGAUGGAUGAUCAGAGCCCUGCACCUGUUUCCUGCACCCCCUGCCCACUGGUUCUAUGGCCAUAAGGAGUUUUACCCAGUAAAGGAGUUUGAGGUGUAUCAUAAGCUGAUGGAAAAAUACCCAUGUGCCGUUCCCUUGUGGGUUGGACCCUUUACGAUGUUCUUCAGUGUCCAUGACCCAGACUAUGCCAAGAUUCUCCUGAAAAGACAAGAUCCCAAAAGCGCUGUUAGCCACAAAAUCCUUGAAUCCUGGGUUGGUCGAGGACUUGUGACCCUGGAUGGUUCUAAAUGGAAAAAGCACCGCCAGAUUGUGAAACCUGGCUUCAACAUCAGCAUUCUGAAAAUAUUCAUCACCAUGAUGUCUGAGAGUGUUCGGAUGAUGCUGAACAAAUGGGAGGAACACAUUGCCCAAAACUCAUGUCUGGAGCUCUUUCAACAUGUCUCCCUGAUGACGCUGGACAGCAUCAUGAAGUGUGCCUUCAGCCACCAGAGCAGCAUCCAGUUGGACAGUACCCUGGACUCAUACCUGAAAGCAGUGUUCAACCUUAGCAAAAUCUCCUACCAGCGCGUGAACAAUUUUCUACAUCACAACGACCUGGUUUUCAAAUUCAGCUCUCAAGGCCCAAUCUUUUCUAAAUUUAACCAAGAGCUUCAUCAGUUCACAGUGCUUCUAGUCUUAAGAUCUACUCUAUCUGAUACUAGUAUGAUAACUCUGCUUUCCUUUGAGAAAGUAAUCCAGGACCGGAAGGAGUCUCUUAAGGAUAAGCUAAAACAAGAUACUACUCAGAAAAGACGCCGGGAUUUUCUGGACAUACUUUUGAGUGCCAAAAGCGAAAACACCAAAGACUUCUCUGAAGCAGAUCUCCAGGCUGAAGUGAAAACGUUCAUGUUUGCAGGACAUGACACCACAUCCAGUGCUAUCUCCUGGAUCCUUUACUGCUUGGCAAAGUACCCUGAGCAUCAGCAGAGAUGCCGAGAUGAAAUCAGGGAACUCCUAGGGGAUGGGUCUUCUAUUACCUGGGAACACCUGAGCCAGAUGCCUUACACCACGAUGUGCAUCAAGGAAUGCCUCCGCCUCUACGCACCGGUAGUAAACAUAUCCCGGCUACUCGACAAACCCAUUACCUUUCCAGAUGGACGCUCCUUACCUGCAGGAAUAACUGUGUUUAUCAAUAUUUGGGCUCUUCACCACAACCCCUAUUUCUGGGAAGACCCUCAGGUCUUUAACCCCUUGAGAUUCUCCAGGGAAAAUUCUGAAAAAAUACAUCCCUAUGCCUUCAUACCAUUCUCAGCUGGAUUAAGGAACUGCAUUGGGCAGCAUUUUGCCAUAAUUGAGUGUAAAGUGGCAGUGGCAUUAACUCUGCUCCGCUUCGAGCUGGCUCCAGACUACUCAAGGCCUCCCCAGCCUGUUCGUCAAGUUGUCCUCAAGUCCAAGAAUGGAAUACAUGUGUUUGCAAAAAAAGUUUGCUAAUUUUAAGUCCUUUCAUAUAAGAAUUAAUGAGACAAUUUUCCUACCAAAGGAAGAACAAAAGGAUAAAUAUAAUACAAAAUAUAUCUCUAUGGUUGUUUGACAAAUUAUAUAACUUUGGAUACUUCUGACUGGUUUUGACAUUUAUUAACAGUAAUUUUAAUUUCUUUGCUGCAUCUGGUGAAACCCACAAAAACACCUGAAAAAACUCAAGCUGACUUCCACUGCAAAGGGAAAUUAUUGGCUCGUGUAACUAGUGGUAGAGUGGCUUUCAAGCAUAGUUUGAUCAAGGCUCCACUCAAUAUCUGCAUUACUUUUAUCUCUGCAAAUAUCUGCAUGAUAGCUUUAUUCUCAGUUAUCUUUCCCCAUAAUAAAAAAUAUCUGCCACCUUCUGAGUCCCAUAGUCUUUCAUUAUACCCUGUAGGGAAUGGAUAAAUUGAUGACAAUGUAUCAGAAAGCCUAGACACUUAAGAGGAAUUCUGAAUACAGAAAAGCCUGAUACAUGAAUUCCCAUUUGGAAUAUUUAGAGGAUACCACGCUGUACGGAACUCUUGCUCAACAUGGAGUAACUUAGCUACUGAAUGUUUCAGCAGGGAGGGGGUCCAGAUAGAACAACCUAAUCCCCCAUGCUGGUGUGUGCUAUAAUAGAGAUACAGAAAUUCCCAUAUAUCUGCAGUGGAAAACACAGAAUCAUUAAGAGAGCCAAGAAGCAUCACAAGAGAGCCAAGAGGAAUCAUUUUUGUUGAUGUUGAUGCUAUUCCUUUCUGUUUAUUAGUUUU
Molecule: messenger RNA, 2497 nt
Organism: Nomascus leucogenys (northern white-cheeked gibbon)
Lineage: Eukaryota; Metazoa; Chordata; Mammalia; Primates; Hylobatidae
Product: cytochrome P450 4Z1
Exons: 13
Coding region: 144-1721 (525 amino acids)
Molecular function (GO): oxidoreductase activity, acting on paired donors, with incorporation or reduction of molecular oxygen; monooxygenase activity; heme binding
Source: RefSeq, a predicted model, not a curated record